AUGUACGUUUUCAAAAGAGAUGGUAGAAAAGAGCCAGUGCGCUUUGACAAAAUCACUGCUAGAGUUCAAAGAUUAUGCUAUGGUUUAGACUCAAAUCAUGUUGAACCAGUUGCUAUUACUCAAAAAGUCAUUGCUGGUGUAUACCAAGGUGUCACAACCAUUGAGUUGGAUAAUUUGGCUGCUGAGACUGCUGCUACUAUGACCACCAUACACCCAGACUAUGCUGUCUUGGCAGCAAGGAUCGCGGUAUCCAAUUUGCAUAAACAAACCAUUAAAUUGUAUUCUCAGGUUUCCAAAGAUUUGUACGAAUAUAUCAACCCAGAAACUAAUCUUCACGCUCCCAUGAUUUCAAAGGAAACAUACGAUAUCAUUCAAGAGAAUGCUGAUGAAUUGAACUCAGCAAUUGUCUAUGACCGUGAUUUCAAUUACAACUAUUUUGGUUUCAAAACUUUAGAAAGAUCAUAUUUGUUACGUAUCAAUGGUAAAGUAGCUGAAAGACCACAGCAUUUGAUUAUGAGAGUUGCUAUCGGUAUACAUGGAAGAGAUAUCCCAAGAGUCAUUGAAACUUAUAACUUGAUGUCGCAAAGAUACUUUACUCAUGGUUCUCCUUGUUUGUUUAAUGCUGGUACUCCAAAACCACAAAUGUCAUCUUGUUUCUUGGUUGCAAUGAAAGAAGAUUCUAUUGAAGGUAUUUAUGACACCUUAAAAACUUGUGCUUUAAUUUCAAAGAGUGCUGGUGGUAUUGGUUUGCACAUUCACAACAUUCGUUCCACUGGUGCUUAUAUUGCUGGUACAAACGGUACUUCUAAUGGUAUUAUCCCUAUGGUUCGUGUUUUCAACAACACUGCCCGUUAUGUUGAUCAAGGUGGUAACAAGAGACCUGGUGCUUUUGCUUUGUAUCUUGAACCAUGGCACAGUGAUAUCUUUGAUUUCAUUGAGAUCAGAAAGAACCACGGUAAGGAAGAAAUUAGAGCUAGAGAUUUAUUCCCGGCCUUGUGGAUUCCAGAUUUGUUUAUGAAGAGAGUUGAACAAAAUGGUGAGUGGACAUUGUUCUCUCCAAAUGAAGCUCCAGGAUUGGCCGACACUUAUGGUGACGAGUUUGUUGAGUUGUACGAAAAAUAUGAAAGGGAAGGUCGUGGUAGAAAAACCAUCAAGGCUCAAAAGUUGUGGUACUCCAUCUUGGAAGCUCAAACCGAAACUGGUACCCCAUUCAUGUUGUAUAAGGAUGCUUGUAACACCAAGUCCAACCAGAAGAAUUUAGGUAUUAUCAAAUCUUCCAACUUGUGUUGUGAAAUUGUCGAAUACUCAGCUCCAGACGAAGUUGCUGUCUGUAACUUGGCAUCGAUUGCGUUACCUUCGUUUGUUGAACAAGAUGGUAAACACGCUUGGUACAACUUUGACAAGUUGCAUGAUGUUACCAAAGUUGUUACUCGUAACUUGAACAGAGUCAUAGACAGGAAUUAUUACCCAGUCCCUGAAGCUGAGAAAUCUAACAUGAGACACAGACCAAUUGCAUUGGGAGUCCAAGGUUUGGCUGAUGCCUUCAUGGUUUUAAGAAUCGGAUUCGAUUCCCAAGAAGCUAGAGAAUUAAACAUUCAAAUUUUCGAAACUAUCUAUCACGCUGCUGUUGAAGCUUCUAUUGAAUUGGCACAAGAAGAAGGUCCUUAUGAAACCUACCAAGGAUCACCAGCAUCCCAAGGUUUGUUACAAUAUGACUUGUGGGACAGAAAGCCUACAGAAUUAUGGGAUUGGGAUGAAUUGAAAAAAAAACUUGCCAAACAUGGUAUGAGAAACUCUUUGUUGGUGGCUCCAAUGCCAACCGCUUCCACAUCACAAAUUUUGGGUAACAAUGAAUGUUUUGAACCAUACACUUCGAACAUCUACUCCAGAAGAGUGUUGGCUGGUGAAUUCCAAAUUGUUAAUCCAUACUUGUUGAAGGAUUUGGUUGAUUUGGGUAUUUGGAACGAUGCUAUGAAGAGUAGUAUUAUUUCAAACAAUGGUUCCAUCCAAGCUUUGCCAAAUAUCCCCGAUGAAAUUAAAGCAUUGUACAAGACAGUGUGGGAAAUCUCUCAAAAGCAUAUUAUCGAUAUGGCCUCUGAUAGGGCAGCCUUCAUUGAUCAAUCACAAUCAUUAAACAUCCAUAUCAAGGACCCAACAAUGGGUAAAUUGACAAGUAUGCACUUUUAUGGAUGGAAGAAAGGAUUAAAGACUGGUAUGUACUAUUUGAGAACACAAGCCGCUUCUGCUGCUAUUCAAUUCACUAUCGAUAAAGCCAUCGCCGAAUCAGCUGGUUUGAAUGUUGCUUCUUUGCAUAAAUUAAACAGACCUAAAUAUUUGUCAAAAUCAAGAGAUGGAAGUGCUUCAACUGAUAAUUCAUUUGAAAAGAGUCCUACAACUGAACCAACGUCUUUGGAAAACUCCGUCGCCGAUUUGAAGAUCGAAGAUAAAGCUGAAAAGCUGGAAGACGCCAAGCAGGAAGGAGAAGAUUCGGAGCCUGUUGAUAAUAGAACCAUAGAGGAAAUUGAAAACGACAUCUAUAGUGCAAAAGUCAUUGCUUGUGCUAUCGACAAUCCUGAAUCGUGUACCAUGUGUUCUGGUUAA
Molecule: messenger RNA, 2601 nt
Organism: Lodderomyces orthopsilosis Co 90-125
Lineage: Eukaryota; Fungi; Ascomycota; Pichiomycetes; Serinales; Debaryomycetaceae
Gene: RNR1
Product: ribonucleotide-diphosphate reductase subunit
Exons: 1
Coding region: 1-2601 (866 amino acids)
Biological process (GO): deoxyribonucleotide biosynthetic process; DNA replication
Cellular component (GO): ribonucleoside-diphosphate reductase complex
Molecular function (GO): ATP binding; ribonucleoside-diphosphate reductase activity, thioredoxin disulfide as acceptor
Source: RefSeq, a predicted model, not a curated record